Molecule: messenger RNA, 1105 nt
Organism: Hipposideros armiger (great roundleaf bat)
Lineage: Eukaryota; Metazoa; Chordata; Mammalia; Chiroptera; Hipposideridae
Gene: SFXN4
Product: sideroflexin 4
Exons: 12
Coding region: 1-777 (258 amino acids)
Biological process (GO): mitochondrial transmembrane transport; monoatomic ion transport
Cellular component (GO): mitochondrial inner membrane
Molecular function (GO): monoatomic ion transmembrane transporter activity
Source: RefSeq, a predicted model, not a curated record
AUGACUUGGCUCAUGAUACAAGAAGCUUGGAAGAGAAGUCUUUCAACAGUGCAUCCUGACAACAGCAAGCUCAUCCCCAGUCCUUUCCGACCUGCAGCUUUCCUGCCUUUUACAGCGCCCAUGGUAUUUUUGUCGCUGGUGUCAGUAAAAAGUCUAAAGUCCAUUAUUUUACCGCAGUUUUCCUUCUAUACCUACAGUACAGCCUUCAACAUCAUCAAUGGAAAUGCAAGUUAUAAUCACCACCCAUAUGAGAGUAUAUUACUGGGGUCAGGAGCAAUUGCUUCUUCAACCUUUUUUGGAUUAUUCCCUCAUUUACUCCAAAUAAAGUUCGAACUGAAAAACAUUUUCAUAAGAAGAACGUUGCCUGUUAUUAUUCUUGCCCAAGUCAGUGGAAUGAAUGUUGUUGCAUCCCGAAGUUUGGAGUCCACACGAGGGAUUGAGGUCAUGGACAAGGAAGGCAAUGUCGUAGGCUAUUCCAGAAGAGCCGGGACACAGGCCGUUAAAGAUACAGCAACAUCCAGAGUCAUGCUGUUUGGGACCUCAGCUUUGAUUCCUGAAGUCUUCUCAUACUUUUUUAAAAGGACCCAGUUAUUCCUGCGAUAUCCAUGGUCAUUGUGGACCCUGAAACUGUCUUGUACUAUCCUUGCCAUGGGACUGAUGGUGCCAGUGUCUUUCAGUAUAUUCCCGCAAAUUGGACGGAUACAGUGCAGUACGCUUGAAAAGGAAAUUCAGUCCGCCACAGAAGAAACAGAACUCUUCUAUAACAGAGGGGUGUAGGGGUGAGUUUUAGGUGAAUUUAUUUGGUUCCUGCUUGAAAACCUUCAUCUCAAGGUUUCAGUUUCGAGAACUCUGCCAGAGGUCUCCUGGAAACCCCAGAGGUAUCUGCGCAGACAGGAUGGCUUACAGUCACACAUGCCAAGACCUUGUCAAGGCCGGUCAUGCCUGGGGUUUUUAAGCCUGGAGAGAAAUGGGAGGCUGUCCUGCCUGACCCACCCCCACGGGGCUGCUGAGGGGAUGGAUGGGUGAUGUAAGAUUCAGUUUUCUCUUCGUUCAUCAGCCUGUGAAAGGAUACUGUGAAAUUAUUAAUAAACUUGUCUAAAGUUGA